AGGUUAAAUGUUGUAUGCCGUAGUUUUCCUGUUUUCACUUGUAAGUUGUCCAACAAUUCUGACUGCACUCUGUACUCUAAAUAAUGUUACGGUAACAGGACAAUUGGGUUGUGGUGAUCGAGCAUUAAAGAAUGUGGUAGUGGAAUUACGUGAACAUGAUAGUCUUGACCCGGAUGACUCAUUGAAUAAGACUACAAGUAAUAGCAAAGGAUACUUCAUGGUGUAUGGUGAGGAAUGUGAGAUUGGUGGCAUUGAACCAUACCUGCGGAUUACCCAUAAUUGCGAGGAUGGUGUACUUAAUGAACAUUGUGUCAUUGUGGAUGAAUUUCCAAUUCCAGCUGAUCGAAUUGAUAAAACUUAUCAAAUGGGAAUUGUUAGUUUAAAUAUUGCUCGAAAUAAUCACAAGAAAACCUGUCACUAAAUAAAGUUUAUCUUUUCCAAAAUUAAAACAAUGUUGAACUUUAGCAAAGGAUGUAAAUGAUACAUGUAAAUGAUAAUAAUGUGUUAUCGUCAUCGCAUAUAUAUCAUUGUAGUUAUUUUAGUUUUAAAUUAAAUUAAGCUAUCUCUGAUGAUUGUAUUACUUUACCUGUAUCUAGUAACGGUAUAAUUUUAUGCAAAUAAAUAGUAUAGCAGUAUACAGAAUGC
Loa loa (African eye worm) is the source of this 645-nucleotide messenger RNA. RefSeq lists its product as hypothetical. NCBI's taxonomy places the organism in Eukaryota, Metazoa, Nematoda, Chromadorea, Rhabditida, Onchocercidae. The record is from RefSeq and is a predicted model, not a curated record. Gene Ontology annotation, cellular component: cell surface. The transcript is spliced from 3 exons. Bases 8 to 421 code for a protein of 137 amino acids.